AUGGCUCCGGAACCGAUUCCACGCCCCAACGGCCUCGCACCCACUCCGUUGGUAAUCACACCCUGUUCAUUUUUAGCUGUUGACGUUGCGAGACUGUGCGGAGACCAGUCGACAGGAUGGAGCGGGCUGAAGAAGCCCACCUCGCCUGCUCGCGUACGGGCGGCAGCAGACCCUCUGGGCUCCCCCGUCGUCCCUUGCGCAAGGCCAGCACAAGACAAGAUGUACAAGGUCGGCAACAUCUACUUCAUCGCGGCCACCGCCGUCAUCGGUGGUGGCCUCUUUGGUUUCGACAUCUCCUCCAUGAGUGCCAUCAUCUCGACAAAAGGAUAUCUGUGCAAGUUCAACACCCUCGGUUUCGACGAGAACAACGAAUGCCGCGGCCCGUCGUCUGACAUCCAGGGUGGCAUCACGGCCGCCAUGCCCGGCGGCUCCUGGCUGGGUGCCCUCUGCUCUGGUUUCCUCUCAGAUAUCCUCGGCCGGAAGACGUCGAUCCAAAUCGGUUGCGUUGCCUGGGUCAUCGGCUCCAUCCUCACUUGCGCCGCCGUCAACAUUCCCAUGCUGGUUGUCGGCCGUAUCGUCAACGGAUUCUGCGUCGGCAUCUGCUCCGCCCAGGUGCCCGUCUACAUCUCCGAGAUCGCCCCUCCCUCCAAGCGUGGCCGUGUCGUCUCGAUGCAGCAAUGGGCCAUCACCUGGGGCAUCCUAAUCAUGUAUUUUAUAUGCUACGGGUGCAGUUUCAUCGAUGGAGACGCUUCUUUUAGGGUUCCCUGGGGCCUGCAGAUGAUUCCCGCCGUCUUCCUGGGCCUCUCCCUGAUCUUCCUGCCCGAGUCCCCUCGGUGGUUGGCCAAGAAGGACCGCUGGGAAGAGACACACUCCGUCUUGACGCUCGUACACGGCCACGGUGACCCGAACAGCCCCUUCGUCGUCCGUGAGCUGGCCGAGAUCCGUGAGGUGGUCGAGUUCGAGCGUGCCAACAGCGAUGUCUCCUAUCUCGAGCUCUUCAAGCCCAAGAUGAUCAACAGGACCCUGAUCGGUCUCUUCAUGCAGAUCUGGUCGCAACUGACUGGAAUGAACGGUAAGCAUCACUCUUCUCCCUUUGCGGAUCCCCGUCUUUCUAUGAUGUAUUACAUUACGUACAUUUUCCAGAUGGCUGGCAUCGGUAACGGCAAUCUGGUGUCGUCGGGGAUCAACUAUGUGAUUAACGUCUGCAUGACGGUCCCGGCGCUGAUCUGGCUGGACCACUGGGGCCGACGCAAGCCCCUGCUCAUCGGCGCCUUCUUCAUGUGCCUGUGGCUGUGCGUCAACGCUGGUCUCUUUGCCGUCUACUCGCGGCCUGCGCGCCCCGGCGAGUUCCCGUCCGACGCCGAGUCGAUGGCCAUCUCGGGAGCCCCGGCCAAGGCGGUCAUUGCGAGCACCUACCUGUUUGUCGCCUCGUACGCUCCCACCUGGGGUCCCGUGUCGUGGGUGUACCCCCCGGAGCUGUUCCCUCUCCGCCUGCGUGGCAAGGCCGUGGCCCUGGCCACCAGCGGCAACUGGGCGUUCAACUUUGCGCUGGCGUACUUUGUGCCGCCCGCCUUCAAGAACAUCACCUGGAAGACAUACGUGCUGUUCGCCGUCUUCUGCUUCGCCAUGUUCUGGCACGUCUUCUUCAUGUUCCCCGAAACCGCCAACAAGGCCCUCGAGGAGGUCGACGCCAUCUUCGACGAUACCAAGCCCGGUGCGAUCCCGUACAUCGGUACGCCGGCCUGGAAGACGCACAAUGUGCGCCACGAGACCGUCCUCAAGGAGAGGAACGCGAUGGGAGAUGAGGAGAAGGUUGUGGCCAUGGCUGCCCACGAGGACGAGGCCCGGAGGGAUGUUGAGCACAAGGACUAG
Diaporthe batatas is the source of this 1872-nucleotide messenger RNA. RefSeq lists its product as uncharacterized. The record is from RefSeq and is a predicted model, not a curated record. The transcript has 5 exons. Bases 1 to 1872 code for a protein of 623 amino acids. Gene Ontology annotation, molecular function: carbohydrate:proton symporter activity. Gene Ontology annotation, cellular component: membrane. Gene Ontology annotation, biological process: transmembrane transport; carbohydrate transport. NCBI's taxonomy places the organism in Eukaryota, Fungi, Ascomycota, Sordariomycetes, Diaporthales, Diaporthaceae.